Messenger RNA from Panicum virgatum (switchgrass), 4626 nucleotides. RefSeq names its product xanthine dehydrogenase-like. NCBI's taxonomy places the organism in Eukaryota, Viridiplantae, Streptophyta, Magnoliopsida, Poales, Poaceae. Gene Ontology annotation, molecular function: iron ion binding; oxidoreductase activity; FAD binding. The transcript has 14 exons. The record is from RefSeq and is a predicted model, not a curated record. Bases 255 to 4361 code for a protein of 1368 amino acids.
CGGGCACGCACCGCGACCGCCACCAACCCUGCCCCCCCUGCCCUGCCGUGAUCUGAUCCCAUCCGAAUCACCACCGAUCAGACCCGUGCCGCGCCACACCACGCUACCAGAGCAGAGCCCCGCGCGCGCAUCCAACCUCUCUCCUGGACACCCGCGGGCGGACGGAGCCCAUCCGCGCCGGCUAGAGCGCAGCGCAGCGCAGCGUUCUCUCGCCGGGCCUUAACCUUGCUUCGCCCCUCUCGGAACCCGAUCCGAUGGGAUCGCUCACGGGGUCGCCGGAGGGCACGGCGGCGGCGGAGGCGGAGUGGUCCGACGAGGCGGUCGUCUACGUCAACGGCGUCCGCCGCGUGCUCCCCGACGGCCUCGCCCACCUCACCCUGCUCCAGUACCUCAGAGAUAUCGGCCUUCGAGGGACAAAGCUUGGAUGUGGUGAAGGUGGUUGUGGAGCCUGCACUGUCAUGGUCUCUUGCUAUGACUUAACUACAAAGAAAUCACUGCAUUUUGCAAUCAAUGCAUGCUUGGCUCCACUUUAUUCUGUGGAAGGAAUGCACAUAAUCACAGUUGAGGGAAUUGGAGAUCGCCAACGAGGUUUGCACCCUGUUCAGGAAUGUUUAGCCAAGGCGCAUGGUUCACAAUGUGGGUUCUGCACCCCUGGUUUUGUGAUGUCGAUGUAUGCACUGCUGAGAUCUAGCAAAGAGCCUCCUACUGAAGAACAGAUCGAAGACUGCCUUGCAGGAAAUUUGUGUCGGUGUACUGGCUACCGACCAAUUAUAGAUGCCUUCCGUGUUUUUGCCAAAACAGAUAAUUUGGUGUACACCAAUUCAUCUUCACAAAACACAGAUGGCCAAGCUAUCUGCCCUUCAACUGGGAAGCCAUGUUCUUGCCAAAAUGAGGCAGAUGCCAAUGUCAAUUCUUCACUACCAUCAUCUGUGGAAAGAUAUUCACCUUGUUCAUACAAUGAAAUUGAUGGAAAUUCAUAUGAUGACAAAGAACUCAUCUUCCCCCCAGAACUUCAGUUGAGAAAAGUUAUGCCACUUAAAUUAAAGGGGUAUAAUGAGAUUAGGUGGUUUAGACCUCUUAAACUAAAUCAAGUACUACAUUUGAAAUCAUGCUAUCCAGAUGCAAAGCUUAUCAUUGGUAACUCAGAAGUGGGAGUUGAAACAAAGUUUAAGAAUGCCCAAUAUAAGGUCAUGAUCUCAGUCACUCAUGUUCCGGAGCUUAAUACUCUCAAAGUUAAAGAAGAUGGCAUACACAUUGGUUCUGCUGUAAGACUUGCACAGCUUCAAAAUUUCCUUAAGAAGGUUAUUGCAGAACGUGAUUUACCUGAAACUUCAUCAUGUCAGGCAAUAGUACGUCAGUUAAAAUGGUUUGCAGGAACACAAAUCAGGAAUGUUGCUUCUGUUGGUGGUAACAUUUGUACCGCUAGUCCAAUAUCGGACCUGAAUCCACUUUGGAUGGCUAUUGGUGCAAAAUUCCAGAUAACAGAUGUGAACGGCAAUGUUCGAACUACACUCGCAAAAGAUUUCUUUCUUGGUUACCGUAAAGUUGACAUAAAACCUAAUGAAAUAUUACUUUCUGUCAUACUACCAUGGACAAGGCCUUUUGAAUAUGUGAAAGAAUUUAAACAGGCACAUAGAAGGGAGGAUGACAUUGCUUUGGUAAAUGCGGGAAUGCGUGUGUAUUUAAGAGAAACUGAAGGAAAAUGGAUAAUAUCUGAUGUCUCAAUUGUCUAUGGAGGGGUAGCUGCAGUUCCACUCAGUGCUUCAAAGACUGAAAACUUCCUUACUGGAAAGAAUUGGAACUUUGAGUUGUUAGAUGAUACCUUCAAUCUGUUAAAAGAAGACAUCCCUCUAUCAGAGAAUGCACCUGGUGGAAUGGUUGAAUUCCGCAGAUCACUUACUUUGAGUUUCUUCUUCAAAUUUUUUCUUUCUGUUACUCAUGAUAUGAACAUGAAAGGAUUGCUGGAAGAUGGAUUGCAUGCUGAUCAUGCAUCAGCUAUACAACCGUACAGUAGGCCUGUUGCUGUUGGGACUCAAGGUUAUGAAAUAGUGAAGCAAGGAACCUCAGUAGGCCAGCCAAUGGUUCAUAUGUCAGCUACGCUUCAGGUCACUGGUGAGGCUGAAUAUACUGACGACACACCGACACCCCCUAAUACUUUGCAUGCUGCUCUGGUGCUGAGUAAGAAGGCUCAUGCUCGCAUAUUGUCAAUUGAUGAUUCAAUUGCCAAAUCUUCCCCUGGCUUUGUUGGGCUGUUCCUUUCGAAAGACAUUCCUGGUACUAACCAUACUGGACCAAUUAUUCAUGACGAGGAGGUUUUUGCAUCAGAAGUUGUUACUUGUGUUGGUCAGACAAUUGGAAUUGUUGUAGCUGAUACCCAUGAUAAUGCGAAAAAUGCCGCCAACAAAGUACAUAUUGAAUAUUCCGAGCUACCAGCAAUUUUAUCAAUAGAGGAUGCUGUCAAGAAUGGAAGCUUUCAUCCAAAUACCAAGCGAUGCCUUGGAAAAGGCGAUGUUGAACAAUGUUUCAUGUCUGGUGCUUGUGACAGAAUCAUAUCAGGAGAAGUGCAAGUUGGAGGCCAAGAGCAUUUUUACAUGGAACCUCAAGGCACUCUGGUCUGGCCAGUUGAUUCUGGAAAUGAAAUGCAUAUGGUCUCGUCUACUCAAGCUCCUCAGAAGCAUCAGAAGUAUGUUGCUAAUGUUCUUGGUCUUCCACUAUCAAAAGUAGUAUGCAAGACUAAGCGUAUUGGUGGCGGAUUUGGUGGAAAAGAAACUAGAUCAGCAGUAUUCGCUGCAGCAGUAUCUGUACCAUCAUAUUGUCUAAGAAGGCCAGUAAAGCUUAUUUUGGACAGAGAUGUUGACAUGAUAUCAUCUGGGCAGAGGCACAGUUUCCUAGGGAGAUACAAGGUGGGAUUUACCAACGAUGGAAAGAUACUGGCCCUAGACCUGGAAAUUUAUAACAACGGUGGUAAUUCACUUGAUCUGUCCCUUGCAGUCCUGGAGCGUGCUAUGUUUCAUGCAGAAAAUGUCUAUGACAUAUCUAACAUCAGAGUCAGUGGGCAAGUAUGCUUUACAAACUUCCCAAGUAACACUGCUUUCAGAGGUUUUGGUGGUCCACAAGGCAUGUUGAUUGCAGAAAAUUGGAUUCACCAUAUAGCUUCAGAACUCCAACGAAGUCCUGAGGACAUAAAAGAGCUUAAUUUCCACAAUGAUGGAACUAUGCUGCAUUAUGGCCAGUUGCUCCAGAACUGUAAAAUAAGGUCAGUAUGGGAUGAGCUAAAGGCAUCUUGUAAGUUUAUGGAAGCUCGCAAAGCCGUUAGAAGUUUUAACAGUAAUAAUCGAUGGCGGAAGCGGGGAAUUGCCAUGGUUCCAACAAAAUUUGGCAUAUCCUUCACUGCCAAAUUCAUGAAUCAGGCUGGUGCGCUUGUUCAAGUUUACACUGAUGGCACUGUCUUGGUAACCCAUGGUGGGGUUGAGAUGGGACAGGGUUUGCACACUAAGGUUGCCCAAGUUGCUGCUUCGUCAUUCAAUAUCCCUCUUAGCUCUGUAUUUAUCUCAGAGACAAGUACCGAUAAGGUUCCAAAUGCAUCACCAACAGCAGCCUCUGCCAGUUCAGAUUUAUAUGGAGCUGCAGUUUUGGAUGCCUGUCAGCAAAUCAAGGCUCGGAUGGAACCCAUUGCUAGCAGGGGAACCCACAACUCCUUUGCUGAGUUGGCUCAAACAUGCUACAUGGAACGUGUGGAUCUCUCUGCUCAUGGAUUUUAUGCCACACCUGAUAUUGGGUUUGACUGGGAUGAUGGCAAGGGAACUCCAUUCCUUUAUUUCACUUAUGGGGCUGCAUUUGCCGAAGUUGAGAUUGACACUCUAACUGGGGAUUUUCACACAAGAACAGCCGAUAUUGUUAUGGACCUCGGCUUUUCAAUUAAUCCAGCAAUUGAUAUUGGCCAGAUUGAAGGAGCUUUCAUACAAGGUUUGGGUUGGGUAGCCUUGGAAGAGUUAAAAUGGGGUGAUCAAAACCACAAGUGGAUUCGACCUGGACACCUCUUCACCUGUGGACCUGGCGCUUACAAAAUACCAUCUGUAAAUGACAUACCUCUGAACUUCAAGGUUUCACUAUUAAAGGGGGCUCCAAAUCCAAAGGUCAUACAUUCUUCCAAAGCCGUAGGAGAGCCACCGUUCUUCCUCGGCUCUGCUGUUCUCUUUGCGAUAAAGGACGCGAUCUUCGCUGCGAGGGCUGAUGAGGGCCACAAGGAGUGGUUCCCCCUGGACAACCCGGCGACACCUGAAAGGAUAAGAAUGGCGUGUGUCGAUUCCAUCACGAAGAAAUUCGCCAACGCAGAUUAUCGGCCCAAGCUUAGUGUAUAAUGGCUGCUGCGCGGAUGCGGGAGCAGAUCGUGGACAGAAGCAGCCGGCGCUUGUAAAGUUCGAAGCCAUUGUAAAGGGGGCCGUGUAGGGUCGCUGAACAUUGAUCUGUGCCUGCAAAUAAAGGUGGAAAAUCUGUGUAAUGUGUUUUUGAAGAAGUAAAAUCAGUGUAAUGUAAUGUCAGGUGUACAGGAUAUAAAGCAGUACAGCAAGUGCUUACCUCAGCUAUAAAAAAGGUGACGCGUCAUAUACUCGUGCCGCUUCAAAA